AUGACUUUACUGGCAGGGGAUGGUUCCGAUUAUGACUACAGUGCUCUGAGUUGCACAUCUGACACCUCUCUGAACCCUCCACCAUUCCAGGAGAAAGAGGCCCUAAAGGGUGUCUAUUAUAAAAGGGCACAACGACUCCCUCCAACUGACCCCAAUACUAGCACUGAUGCAGUUUAUUCCACCGAAGAUGCCAACCUGCCGUCAGGUGCCCAGCGGCUGCAUGUCAUUAUCAAUGUUGGUGGCCUCCGUUACCAGCUUCCCUGGACCACACUGGAGGACUUCCCUCUCUCACGGCUGGGCCAGUUGUGCCUGUGCAGCAGCUUUGAUGAGAUCAUGCGGGUAUGCGACGACUAUGAUGUCGUCCACAAUGAGUUCUUCUUUGAUCGCAGUCCCUGCGCGUUUCGGACCAUCCUUACCUUCCUGCGUGCUGGGAAGCUACGUUCCCUGCGUGAGAUGUGCGCUUUGUCAUUCCAAGAGGAGCUGCUCUACUGGGGCGUUCCGGAAGAAAGCUUGGAAUGGUGUUGCCGUCGACGACUUCUGCAGCGCGUGGAGGAGUGCGAUGAGCUAGAGCGGGAGGAAGAAGAGGAGGAGGAGGAUGAAGAUGACAGUAAAACUGGCUUAGCCAGGGAAUCCCAGCUCAGCCACUGUAUGGAAAAACUAAGAGACAUGGUGGAGAAGCCUCACUCUGGCUUGCCAGGAAAGAUCUUCGCCUGCUUGUCAGUCCUGUUUGUCACUAUAACGGCUAUCAACCUGUCCAUAAGCACCAUGCCUGCUAUGAGAGAGGAAGAGGAGACCGGAAAAUGCUCUCAGAUGUGCUACAACAUCUUCAUAGUGGAGACAGUUUGUGUGGCCUGGUUCUCGCUGGAGUUCACUCUGCGCUUCAUCCAAGACCGCAGCAAGCUGGCCUUCCUCCGGCAGCCGCUCAACCUGAUCGAUGUCAUCGCCAUUCUGCCCUACUACAUUACGCUGGUGGUGGACAGCACCUCCACUGGGGAGAAACGGCUGGGCUCGGGAAGCAGUUACCUGGACAAAGUAGGCCUCGUGCUUCGCAUACUGCGUGCGCUGCGCAUCCUGUACGUAAUGCGCCUCGCGCGGCAUUCUCUCGGACUCCAGACGCUAGGUUUGACCGCGCGCAGGUGUACACGCGAGUUCGGCUUGCUGCUUCUCUUCCUUUGCGUUGCCAUAGCGCUUUUCUCACCUCUCCUCUACCUGAUUGAAAACGAGGCUGCGGACACGCGAGAGUUCAGUAGCAUACCUGCAACGUAUUGGUGGGCUGUCAUCACCAUGACAACGGUUGGUUACGGGGACAUGGUGCCGCGGAGCAUUCCCGGACAGGUGGUUGCUCUCAGCAGCAUCCUCAGCGGGAUUUUACUCAUGGCGUUCCCCGUCACCUCCAUCUUCCACACGUUCUCACGAUCCUACGUGGAGCUCAAACAGGAACAACAGCGACUGCUGCAGCGGAGAACUCACUUUCUAUUGCGCAGCCGCAUUGCGGGUCUCGGCAGCAACCUGUCGUUGGAGAGUGACGUGCUCUUCCCGAGCGUCUCGUCUGACCACAGAAACCGAGAGGAAUAAUAAAGUAACAGCGUUGUUCACAAAACUAUGUACCAGAUCCACGAAGAAUGCCAAUGGAAACAGAAUAAUAAGCAGCUGUUUUGAUAUCUUUAAUGUUUGUUUACAUAUUGUUCAUCAACAGUCCAUUUGGACGACUUCAAUUUAUUGCUUAACUCCUGGUGAACAAGCUUCCAGCAGAUUAUUGCAAGCCCUUUUGACGUUAAAUCAUGCUCAGGAUAUGAUUUAUACAUAUUUACAAUACAUUUUUCACUAGUCAAAAUGCUAAUUCUCGAUAUCAGUAUGUUGGCUUGACGAAGCCAACAUACUGUUAUUCGACAGUCUUUGUGGUUUUUCCAAAAUCCCUAAUCCAAGACCAGAAUUAUCAAUUGUACUUUGUACCUUUCAGACUACAUCCAAUAAUCUUGGCACAGAGCCACAGAUCUUCAGACUGUUCUGGCUUGCGUUGCUCAAUUUCUUUUCGAACAGACCAACAGAAUUACGGUUUUCACACAGUUGGCGUUCAAAAAUCAGAAGAAUCCCAUGGACUUACAUUGAUAGAAUGUUCAAACAGGCCAGCGGAAUGUUCGGUAAUUCAAACUCGGUCCAAAAAUUCAAAUGUCGAUAAACACACACAAUGGAUAGAUAUUGUAUCGUAUCAUGGUAUGUAUCAUGGCUUUAGGAUACAAUACAAUAUUUGUCUAUCUCUCCAUCUUUCUGUCUUUUGAAACUCGACUAAUUUAACUAAUCUAGUUCAUUUUACACUUGUAAAAAUGUCAAUUCUUGACAUCAAAAAUGACAUUGUUACUCGCGGAAAUACCCAUUCUUGAAAUAAAAAAUGGAAUUUCAACUAGUUAAAACUAUUACUGAUAUCUGUUAAUGCAUUUCACUAGAAUUUCACAACGA
Messenger RNA from Xyrauchen texanus (razorback sucker), 2457 nucleotides. RefSeq names its product potassium voltage-gated channel subfamily G member 1-like. Gene Ontology annotation, biological process: protein homooligomerization; regulation of delayed rectifier potassium channel activity; potassium ion transmembrane transport. The record is from RefSeq and is a predicted model, not a curated record. Gene Ontology annotation, molecular function: delayed rectifier potassium channel activity. Gene Ontology annotation, cellular component: voltage-gated potassium channel complex; membrane. Lineage: Eukaryota; Metazoa; Chordata; Actinopteri; Cypriniformes; Catostomidae. The coding region runs from base 1 to 1575 and encodes 524 amino acids. The transcript is spliced from 2 exons.